GCCAAGGUGGAGGGGCCAUUCUGCGCACAUUGUCAUAAUGAUACACCCGGCCACGCACAUCAGCAACAGCACGACGCCAGUUGGACGCCAUGGCGCUGCACGCCUUGGGCAGGAAGCACUCCCUGCAGCUUCUAGAGCUCCCCUUCAGACCAUUCUUGUGCCGCCUGCUGGAGGCAAAGGCUUUGCAAACUGCAGGGCCAAGCGUGCCCAGCCAUGUUAGGACUGCUCACCAAGGGACGGCUGUGUUCCAUGAUGCUGGUAGCAGUGUCAAGAAAGGACAUAUUGUGGAGUUUCUAGCAGAAGAUGUUGUUGAGGCUGAGGGCUUGAGCCGAGAUGGGAACUCAUGCGAAGGGGAGUUGGGAUAUGCACGGACUGCGUCGGGGGCGGAGGCAUCGUGCUCGCAGAGUGUGGCGCCGAAGCUUGCAUCAGAAACUUUGCUUAGUACUUUAAAUUACAGGAAGACAGAUGCUUCUCUGUGCUUCAGAAGUAUACGUUCACCAUUACCAACUGGUGGUGGGACAUGUGGGAUGACAUCAGCGCCGCAUCUGGGGUCUUUUCAAAGUCGGCUGGGGUCAGCAAGAGCUUACAACAUGGAACAGUGGGCAAACGAGGAGACUGCUGGCGUGCAGAGCCGACAGGCGGAAGGCACAUGCGCAUACCUCAAGGGUGCCCCACACAACGCUCUUGCUGGCGACAUGGCUCGGUACUUUGCAGAGUUCAACGUGGAUGAGAGCAAGGUGCAUCCAGUGUACGAGGAAAACUUCCGACCACACGGCUGGUACAUUGAGUUCCCGUCCCAACAAGACUUCCUGAACGCUGAUCGGAAGACGUACGAUCAAACCCUAGGAGCCAGGGCCGUCCGAUUGGAACCGAGGUCGCGGCAGUACAUGGAGGAGAACAUCAGACGAGACGAGAUGCAGAGAUGGAGGGGGAAAGCGGUGGUCAUUUCGCAUCUGCCGCCCGAUGCGGACGAGGAAGCGCUGGAGCGUUUCUUCCACGGGUACUCUAUCGCCGGCAACGGGAUCAAAAUUUUCAGACAUACGCUGGACCGUAAGCCCCACGAACAUGACCAGGAGCCUCACCUAGAGGUUCGAGCGGUCGUCAAGUUCACAACGGGCCUGGAAGCGAUGCGCGCGUGGCGGGAGAAGCACCUCGACAUCGUUAGGAGGAGGAGCGUUCGUCUCACCCUUGUAAAAUGAGCAGCGGGGUCGCGGGAGGGUAAUGAGAGCCCGUAUAGGCGGACGGUGCGCUGCUCAAAGCUGAAGGGUUAUGAAGACUUUCCGAAGAUAUGGGUCAAAGCGUGUGCAAGAAGUCAGCAAGUCGCUCUGUUUUGAACGAGUCGUCCAGUGGGAAUGGAUAGAAAUACGUAGGCGCUUCGUUCAGCUAUGUGUACAUUUGAGGUCAUUGUGCGAUACACACAUUAGUACGUGCUUUCAAAAGGCCUUCGCCCCACCAAACCUGGGACCUGAGAUGCUCGUACAAUCUUCAAAGACUCUGGGAGAACCACGAGCUAUCACGGACUCAAUUGUGACAAUCAAGCAACGAGAAGAGGAUCUCGUCCUGCAAAACUUCGGACUGUAGACCGAUGGUAGAGUGAUUGAGAGUGCAUAUGGUUGUCUGGCACUGUUGCCUGUUGUAAUCUGAG
Messenger RNA from Klebsormidium nitens, 1645 nucleotides. The record is from the annotation of a GenBank genome assembly. Lineage: Eukaryota; Viridiplantae; Streptophyta; Klebsormidiophyceae; Klebsormidiales; Klebsormidiaceae.